Molecule: messenger RNA, 6205 nt
Organism: Mercenaria mercenaria
Lineage: Eukaryota; Metazoa; Mollusca; Bivalvia; Venerida; Veneridae
Exons: 2
Coding region: 173-1747 (524 amino acids)
Source: RefSeq, a predicted model, not a curated record
CGGCACACCGUUUCCCGACUGAUCUAAAGCACUCUGAAGUUCCGACAGGAGUUGAACUUCCACUAGGAUUGUUGCUGUCCGACAUUCAGCACAACUCUGGAACGAUACAUGACAGAACUACAUUUUACAUAUCAAGAAACCAUCUCAAGAUGAGACUAAAUGGAAAACCCAGAUGGUCUGUCUUGAAGCAAAAAAGAAAUCGGAUGAUAAAUCGCAGGAUGCACAGGCAGAGAUCAAACUGCUGGAGAUCAUGUCAAAUUGUAAUUGGGAGGUUGACAGAACUAACAUGCUCUCAAAAAUCUCACACAUUAUCUCUAAGGAUUACAUGUGUGAUACAUCUAAAAGUCAGUUUAUUGUGUGGGGCGCCUAUUUACUGGAGUUUUUACCGAAGGCUGAUAAGCCGGCUGUGAUUCCACCAGAACUGAAACCCAAACUUCCCAGCGAAAUGUUCUCCAUCAGAAUAAAAGUUACUAAUAAUGUAGGUAAGGAUGAGAAAAAGGAAAAGAACACUGACGAGGUUGUGACAGUGGUGGAUGAUGGUCAGGAAUGUACAAAGUCUAAAGUAAUGUCAGAAGAUGAAAGUAAGCGGUACAAUAUGAGGUUGCAGAAGAAAUUGAUUGAUAAGAUAAAAUUUGCUGAGCGGUUGAGAAAUCUGAUCAUAGCUGAAGAAAAAAAAGGGGUGACUGCAUCAAAAUUUUCUGUUUCUAGGGAAGGCAUAGAAAAGGCUUUAAAGAAGUACAAGACUCAGUUAUGGAAAGCCUGUACUGGCAAUAGUAAUUUGACUAUACAACAACUUAAACAGGCACUGCAUGCUGCAAAGUCUUCUGCUGGUGGAUCAAAUACUGCUGGUAAUAAAUCUAGACCAGUUUCAAGAGGUGCUAGUGCAGCUGCUAAUGAGACAUUGUCAACUUCAACUUUGGAACGGAUCCAGACAAAUCAAGGUGUUACUGUGGUUACUGCAACUGGGCAGACUAUGGGACAUCAUAGCUUUAUAAACCUUGCCAAUCAUCAGCAAGGAGUAGCUUCAUCAGCAGGUGCCUCAAUUAAAUCUGUUGGCAAUCUUGUCAUUCAUGGAUCUGUGCCAACACAUAAUCUCAACCAGGGACAAGGGUUAAUUGAUAAUAUUGAAAAUGUAAAAAAAUCCGAUGGGCCAGUUUCCUCAGUGCCCCAAGCACCUAAAGGAUCAAUAAGCACCUCAAAAAUAAAUCAGAUAUCAAAUGCAAAUUCAGGUUUAAGUCCGAAUAUUUAUGGAUCUGAUGUUGUAUUUAUGCCUCUUGACAAAAACAUACACCCUAGUCAGCUACCUCCAGGAGCCAAGAUAGCAGUUGUACAGCCUAUCCUUGAUCGAGAUGGUUCUCCAGUACCCUUUGCAGGACAGCCGCCUGCUGGAGGUGGACCAUUUAGGGCUGUUGUUCUUCCAAAUGCUUCUCAGAUGUCUGGCUUCCCAGUGACUAAACCUUUCUUAAAUCCAGCAGUGACAUCCUUAGCUGCAACUCGUCCAGUUAUUACUCAAAAUUUUCAAGGUUCUAGUGUAUCAGGAAUGACGUCAAGUACAUCUGGACCUCAAAGUGUUCCACGAAUGCCAGGUCCUGUUGGUGCAGUUCAUACGUCCGGAAAUUGUGUCUUUGUGAAUGGAACUGGCCCAGGCAUGAGGGCUGGUUUCCCAUGUCCACAGUAUGUAGCUACAGUGACUUUACCUAGUAGUUCAGUAAGCGGAUUUCUUCCAUUAAAAAUAUUUCAAACAUAGGGUCUGUGAUGUCUCCAUGUACUUCUGGGGGAACUUUGAUAACUUCAAAUGGUACUGCAGUAGCUCCAGGUGCUACAGGUGUUUAUCCAAUCAGAUUUACACCAGACACAUCAGGAAAAGUGCAUGUUGCAGUACCACCAAAAGAUAUGAUUGGUUUUCCAAAGGUAGCUUCUAUGCCUUUCAAGAUUGUUCCUGAUGGGAAACAAAUGUUGCUGGUUCCAGUAACUUCUUCAGUGGUUCCUAGCUCAACUGGCUCCAAUAUGUCAGCAACAGAUGUAGCAAAUGUGGAUGUUGUUAGUCAGUCUGGGACUGGAUCUCCCAUGGUCAGGCCAAAUGCAACAAGUCCGGUACUUUUUACGUUGCCAGUGUCUGAAGGAAAUGUUUCUUCAAAUUUGCAGGAACAGAUUCCUGCAACAAAUCUAAAUGGUCAAAGAAAAGGCAGCGAUACUGUGUUCAAAAAACAAAAUACAGGUUUUCAUGCUGAAGAAAAUAUUGCACAGAAACCAGAAUCAUACAUAUCAAAAAAUGAAAUUGCUCAAGGGAAGAAAUUGAGAACUGAUGAAACAGAAAUUGGAAGUUGUGAAAGAGGUGAAAUCUGUGAUAGUAUUCAUGUUGAAAGUGAUGGUGAAACUGGCGAUGUUGACUCUUUAGGAAGCUCAUCAAAAUCUCUGUCUUCACUCAGUGAUAUAAUGAAGACUGAUAUUUAUUCACUUGAAGUAAAACAUCAUACAAACUCUAGUAAAUCCAGUGAAAACAUAGCUCAGAAAGAUGCAGCUAAAAGAUGUAAAUCCGAAACUACUGAUAUAAAUGACAUUUUAGAUAUUGCAAAAAGUGCAGGAAUUGAAAUAGCUAAUACUUAGAGCUUAUAGAUAAGACAGAUAGAGAAAGGAAUAGUUCGAGUACUUGUCUGAAUGUGAAAAGUAAUGUUAAGAAAGAAAAGAUAACAGGUGGUUCUAAAACAGAGUCAGAUUGUGUUGUGCUUGAUACUGAUGAGGAAUGUUUAGUGAUUGAUGAACAGCAAAAAGAACAAAAUCAAACAAUUGAAGAUGAAGCAAAACAAAAUACUACAGAAAAUAAGGACAAAAGCUCAUCAGAAAAUCAAAGAAAAAGUUCGUCUCCAGAUUUAAUAGACAGUAUUGAUUGGGAACAGGAAAUAAGAAUAAUGGAAGACUACAUGGAAAAAGAACGUAGAGAAAGAAGUCAAGCUGAAUCAAGACAAGAAGAGCAAGCUGCUAUAAAAAUAGAGGAUUCUGAGGUGAAAGUUCAUAAUAUUUAUUUUAAGGAUUGGAAUGAAUACUAAAAUUAACAUUGGAAUAUUUUAUGCUUCAUUGGACAAUUAUUUCUGGAAUUUCAUUCACUUACCUCAUAAUUGUCCCUAAUAAUUUACCAAUUUGUUGCUUGUAGACGUGGGUGGUUCGUAAGGCAAAACUUACAAAAUAGAACAUGUUGUAAUCUGUAGUCGAGACUUAAGAUUUACAAAAUCAAGGAAAAGCAUCGUACACAUGAUCAUAUUUGGCUGCACAUCUUGCAUUUAGUUGGUGUUGGACAACUAAAUCCUUCUGUCUGUUGAGGCCUAAAUACACCUCAAGGUAGCUUUGCCAAGUUCAGAUUUUCAAAAACCAUUAUAAUUUGUGCUGCAUUUGGUUAACUUCUAAAAAAAAAAUGAACAUGCAGACGUUUAAUCAUUAGUGUACAAAUUGUUCAAUUAUAGACCAAUUUGUGUUUUUAGCUCACCUGAGCACAAAGUGCUCAGGGUGAGGUAUUGUGAUCGCUCACUGUCUGCCGUCCAGCGUCCGUCCACACGUUCCUUUAAACAACAUCUCCUAAACCAACAGGCCAAUUUUGAUGAAACUUCACAGGGAUGUUCCUUGGAUGGUCUUCUUUAAAAAUAGUUCAAAGAAUUGAAUUCCAUACAGAAUUUUGGUUGCCAUGGGCAACCAAAAGGAAAAACUUUGAAAAUCUUCUUCUCAAAAACUAGAAGCCCUAGAGCUUAGAUAUUUGGUGUGAAGCAUUGCCUAGUGGACCUCUACCAAUUUUGUUCAAAUCAUGACCCUGGGGUCAAAAUUGACCCCCCCCCCCAAGGGGUCACUUGAUUUUACAUAGGAAAAUCUUAAAAAAUCUUCUUCUCAAAAACCAGAAGCCUAGAGCUUAGAUAUUUGACAUGUAGCAUUGCCUAGUGGACCUCUACUAACAUUAUUCAAAUCAUGACCCUGGGGUCAAAAUUGACCUCGCCCCAGGGGUCACUUGAAUAAAAUUAUUCACGAUUCCCAUCGUUACUAUAUUCCAGUUCAUGCUUUAUUUCAUGCUUCAAAGUCUUUACCAUAAUUUUGUUUAUGCAAUUUUGAUCAUGCUUUGCAUGAUAUUUUCGUGAUUAAGCGUUAGUGUAUAGUAUUUAAAACUUGCAUUACAAGUGUUCUAGUUACUCGAGGCAAGAAUUUGACACCAGAAAGUUAUUUCUUACUUACAACAAUUUAUUUAACAUAUUAUGUCGCGGGAAAAUUCUCCACGUGGGCAUAUUGAGAGAGAGUCUCGACAACAAGUUGUAGAAGAACUGAAAGAGUAUUUCGACAACAAAUUUGAGAGUUUUUCAGAGUGAUUUAAAAAGGGAUUCGGAGUGGACAGCCUCUUCUGCAGCAAAAAAGGUAAAGCGUGAUUCAUUCUUGUCGUUCAAAAACAUUUCUAACAAGAAACAGUUUGAGUUCAACUCUUCUGUAUUAGACAUAGUUGACAACAUAGAGAAAGCAGUUUCGUAUCGGGAGGAUAAUAAAGCUCUUGAAUUUGUGAAAGAGGCCAGGAGUGCUAUUAAACACAGAAAUAAACUUAUAAGAAUUGCUGAUAGUUCCGACUCUGGCUGGGCUACCAUUAAUGAAUAUGAACUUUUGGAAAUUGCCUCAGACUCUGAGGAUGAUAAGAGAAUUCGUCGCGCUGAAGAGCGCGCCAAGAAAAAGGCAGAGAAAAACUCUAAUAUGUUGGAUCUCAGUUCUCGUUCUAGUUCUUUUCGCAACAACAGUAGAUUCUCAAGGGUUAUGGAAGGACGACGCUCUGAUGUCGGAGAAGUCGUUUGCUACAGGUGUGGCCAAGAAGGCCACUAUGCCAACGUUUGUACAGUGCGUCGUGGAUUCAUGGGACAACAGCCCUACGGAGCCGGCAAACAAACAGCCACAGUAUCCAAGCCGCCAGCUGACGAAACAACAGAAGUGUCAAAACAGUAACUUUCAUGACAGACUUUCUGCUUAUGAUAAGUAUCUAUUUUUUUGAUCAGACUGUUAACCAGUUGAAAGAAUGUGCAGUUUUUUACGGAUAUGCGAAGAGCAAAGAAAACAUUCAGUUAAAUUUCGUUAAAGGAAGGUUGAAAAAUUGUAUUUCUUUUUGGGAAAAACACCAUUUGUCCGUCAAAUAAUGAAAUUAUUGAUUUUAUUGAAGAGGGCUAUGUAAUUCCAUUUACGAAAAAGCCUCCAUCCUUUCAAUUACGAAAUAAUUUGUCAGCUUUGAAAAACAAUGAUUUUGUCGACUCUGCUGUUAACGAAUUAUUAGAGAAAAACUGUGUGUAUGAAGUUUUUGUCAAACCUCAUAAUGUCAACCCGUUGUCUGUCACAGAUUCGCCAAUGAUUACAAUACUAAACUUUCUAGAUUAACUCCCUUUACUUAACGCCUACAACCGAAAAUGUCGACGCCUUUUCGCAAAAUUGGUCAUCCGACAAUAACUGGUUGGUCCCGCCUGUAGUACUGAUUCCUAAAGCAAUUAAUCAUUUAAUUGCUUGUAAAGGUCAAGGUACCCUCGUCGCUCCUUACUGGCCUUCUAGUCCGUAUUUUCCGAUGUUUUUUUGGACCUUCAUCUAUUUCAAAGCAGUUUAUCAAAGAUAUUCUUUUGUUUAAGAAUAAUUCACAUAUUUAUAUACAAGGAAAAAAUGUUAACUCUAUUUUUGGUUCUGACAAGUUUAAUAGUAAAGUGUUGGUCGUUAGGUUAGAUUGUAAAUCAUAAGUUGUGUUUAAGAUGGCAAAUAGUCUGCAGUGAAAAUUGUAUAUCUAUAUGUAUAGUGUUUUCGUUUACAGGCUUUUUUUAUUCAGUUAGAUGGAAAGAAGUUUCUGAUACAUGCAGCUAUUCUGGUCUUCCAACACGGAUGUUUUCAGAAGUAAAACAGGCUAUCCUUGAAAGCAAAGAAGUCACUACCGUCAGGUGGCGCGACUAUUAGUGCUGAUUCUGGAACCAGUGACAGGAUUUGGAAAAAACACGGUAGAUGGCGUUCCGAGUCUGCCAAAGAUGGGUAUGUUAAAGACAGUGUUAAGGAACGAUUGUCGGUUUCUUUAAAUCUAGACAUUUAAGUUGUUUUGACGAACAUUUGUGCGUUUUGAUAUUAAUUCAUUAUUUACAUGACAUACAUCGAUUAAUAACUGAUUAUAUAUGUAUCAAUAUUUUAUAGAUAUCAAGGGGUACCAUAGUAAAUAUGCUUAACUUGA